AUGAAUAAAUAAUUAUUUGCUUUUAUAGCAGUAUUAUGCUUCUUAUAAGUUGUUCUUUCUGUUCCUCCUCCUCCUUCUCCCUGUCCUCUUUGUUCAUAUAGCCCUAGUGGCACAGCCUAAUCUGGCCCAUGUUCUAGCUGCCCGCGUGGAAAAUGUACAGUUGGUGUGUAAACCUCUGGAAAUGAUUCAACUGUAUGUACAGUUAAUUCAUGUCCUAAAGGAACAUAUAGUUAAACGGGUUUUGAUUUAGCCAUAAAUGGAUCACCUUGUUAAAAUUGCCCUCCAGGUACAACAACUGCUGAUAUUUCUACUUAAGGAUCAAGUCCAUUAGCUUGUAAUAUUGCUCUUAAAGCAUGUGCUUAAGGUAGCUAUUCUGCCUCAGGAUUAGAUACAGAUGGAUCUGGAGCUGGAUGUACUUCUUGUAAUGCAGGUACAUCAACUCCUAAUACUUAAACUAUAGGAACAGAUUAAUCUGUUUGUACUGUUAAUCUUAAAGCAUGCGCUAAAGGUAACUAUUCCUCCUCAGGAUUUGGUACAGAUGGAUCUGGAACUGGAUGUACUUCUUGUAAUGCAGGUACAUCAACUCCUAAUACUUAAACAAAAGGAACAGAUUAAUCUGCUUGUACUCUUAAGGCCUGUCCUGCUGGCUCAUAUAGUGUAUCAUCUUUUGAUACAGAUGGUAAUGGGUCAGGUUGUAAUAAAUGUGCUGUUAAUACUUACUCUGCUUAAGGUGCUACUUCUUGCACUCCUUGCACUAAUAAUCGUACCUCUCCAGCUGGAUCUACUGCUGUAACUGCUUGUGUAUGCCCAUAAGGAACAUCUGGUCCUACAGAUGGUAUCAGUUCAUGUUCUAUCACUACUAGUAGUGGCUCAAUAAACACUCUAUUUAUAUCACUCAUUUUUAUUUUAUUGUGUUUAUUCUGA
Molecule: messenger RNA, 924 nt
Organism: Tetrahymena thermophila SB210
Lineage: Eukaryota; Ciliophora; Oligohymenophorea; Hymenostomatida; Tetrahymenidae
Exons: 1
Source: RefSeq, a predicted model, not a curated record